Molecule: messenger RNA, 9345 nt
Organism: Branchiostoma belcheri (Belcher's lancelet)
Lineage: Eukaryota; Metazoa; Chordata; Leptocardii; Amphioxiformes; Branchiostomatidae
Exons: 51
Coding region: 73-8931 (2952 amino acids)
Biological process (GO): lipoprotein transport; cholesterol homeostasis; cholesterol transport
Cellular component (GO): very-low-density lipoprotein particle; low-density lipoprotein particle; mature chylomicron
Molecular function (GO): low-density lipoprotein particle receptor binding; cholesterol transfer activity
Source: RefSeq, a predicted model, not a curated record
GUGGAAGCUUCACGUCUAAACGUCUCCCGAGGAGCGAACGUUACCGAACAGAUCCGGCCAGCAACAAGCAACAUGAAGGCCGUUAUACUUCUCCUCGUCAUCGCGAGCGCACUGGCCGUGCCAGUUUACAAACCCGAACGUCAAAAGAACGAGAAACCCGGACGCAUCUCCAAACCGACCCAAUGCACAGACGACAUCCGCUUCCGUGAGGGCCAGCGGUAUGAGUAUAAGUACCAGGGCGAGGCCGUGUCCGGCAUUGUGGGCACAUCCGAGCAGCGGUCUGGACUCAAGGUCGCCUGCAGCGUGGUCAUCGAGGUGCCCGCUGAGUGCGAGUUGAUCAUGACCACCCCGGAGUGCGUGCUGCGCGAGGCCGACCAGACCCGCGGAGCCCUGAAGUUCCGCCGCACGCGCAACUCCGAGAAGUUCAGCCGCCUCAUGGCCAAGUACCCCGUCUACUUCCAGAUGAACAACGGCAAGGUUGAGACGGUGGUCUCCUACGAGAACGAGCCUCUCGCCAUCGUGAACAUCAAGAAGGGAAUCCUGUCCUCCCUGCAGCUGCAGAACGUGGAGCCUGAGCCCAUGGAGCAGACUCUGGAGGAGCGUGAUGUCCACGGUGUUUGCCCGUCCGUCUACACCGUCGAGUCCCAGAAGCGCGGCAAGGUGUUCACCGUGUCCGUGCUGAAGGACCUGACCCGCUGCACCAAGCCCCAGAAGACCAGCAUGCAGGGCAGCCCUCUGGCUAUCCUCAAGAACCUGACCCUGGCCGCCGACUACCUGCUGAACUCCACCCAGCGCUGCCGCUUCGACCUGGACGGUAAGAAGCAGAUCAAGGGAUCCAGCUGUGCCGAGGUCCACACCUACAGGCCUUUCUCCUACAACAGCAGCCGCGCCGGUGCCCAGACUAACGUUACCCAGGAGAUCGGGCUGGACAAGGUUACCCGCCUCAACAGCCGCCGUUAUGAAGUCAGCCUGGCUAACAGGAAGGUUAUCGACAUCGUGUACGAGUUUGAGGAAUUCCAGGUCCCCAGUAACAAGUCUGCUGUCGGCGCCCUGGAGGCCCUGUACCGCCUGUCUAACGCCACCAUCAACGAGACCAGCCUGGAGGCUCCCCGCGCCUUCGCCGACUUCGUCUCCGCCCUGCGCGUGCUCGACAACCAGACUCUCAGCCAGGUUCUGCCCGAGAUGCUCGCCUCUAAGGCUAGUGACCAGGUGAUGCAGGCCCUGCCCCAGUGCGGCACCCGUCCCUGCUUCUCCGCUAUCCGCCAGCUGGUGACCUCCGGGUUCCUGCCCAAGGCUGUUGCCGAGACCGCCGUCUACGCCAUGGCCUUCCUGCCCUACCCCAACGUCGACGCCAUCAACGAGACCCUGAGGGUCGCUCAGUACAACAAGAGCCGCCCCGCCAUCCUGGCUCUCAGCUCCCUGGUCUACAGGUACACCCAGAACAACAUGACCGAGCCGUUCCCGCAGCCCGUUGUUGAGGCUAUUGAGUACCUCCGCAGCAUGAUCGGGUUCGACUGCACUCCCCUCACCAACAAGGCCUUCAACCCCGUCGUCUCUGCUGAGGAGCAGGAGCAGAUCCUGCUGGCCCUUAAGGCUGUUGGCAACGUUGGCCAGGCCGUGCAGGUUCUGGACAAGACCGAGCGCCGCCAGCGUCUGAGGCUGGUCCCCACCCUGGAGCGCUGCAUCAAGAACCAGCAGGUCCCCCGCAACAUCACCCUGGCCGCCAUCCAGGCCUUCCGCCGCAUGGAGAUCGACCAGGAGAUCCGUCAGCUGAUGCUGGACAUCGUGCGUGCCAAGACCGAGACCAAGCAGGAGGACUCCGAGAAGCGCAUCGCCGCCUACCUGGUGCUGAUGAAGAACGCCACACAGCGCGAGAUCCGCAAGGUCGUGAAGGUGGUGAUGUCCGAGCCCAUCAAGCAGGUCCGCUCCUUCAUCGCCUCCCACCUCCGCAACAUCCUCACCACCGAGGAGCCCACCCUCCAGGAGCUGAAGCAGACCCUUGAGCAGGUGCUGAGGGAGGAGAGGGUUACCCUCCCCGAGCCCGAGGACUUCCGCAAGUACUCCCGCAGCUACGAGGUGUCCAAGGCUGUCCCCCUGCCCUUCCUGCAGGAUCCCGUGGCCGCCCAGCUCCAGAGCGAUGUCGUGAUGGACCCCGUCAGCUACAUGCCCCGCUCCGCUCUCACCAGGAUGACCAUCAACGUGCUCGGACAGUCCAUCGACCUCUUCGAGGCCGGUAUUGAGGCCCAGGGUAUGGAGCACACCAUGGAGGCUCUGUUCGGCCCCAGCGGCUACUUCCCCAACCAGGCCCUGAAGAAGAUGCUGUCCCCCAUCCCCUACGGCGACAAGGUCCUCAAGAUGUUCGGCAUGGACAACAAGGCCAAGCCCAAGUUCGAGACCCGCCAGACUCUGGACCGUAAGAUCGUCGACGGUCUGAAGAAGCUGUCUGAAGAUGUCAAGUUCAGGAAGGACGACCUGCUGGCCUCCUCCUACCUGCGUCUUCUCGGCACUGAGGUCUCUUUCAUGUCCACUGAGGACCUGAAGGCCACCAUUGCCACUGCUCUGGACGCCUACACAAACAACAAGAACAUGAUGAAGCUUCUGGACCCUCUGGCCGAAGGUAUCGAGAGGAACUUCACCUCCUCCUACAAGUUCCUGGAAGCCUCCACCUGCAUCCCCACCGCCAUGGGUAUCCCCCUGAACGUGUCCGCUAACGGAACCGCCACCACCAAGCUGACCGUCGGCGGCAAGUUUGACGUGAAGAGGAUGUUCUACGCCCCGCGCUCCGCCGUGGUUGCCGGCUACCUCCGCCCCAGCGCGUCCGUCGAGAUGGCCGCACGCAUGAUCAUCUCUCUGCCCGAGUUCUCCGAGUGCGGCAUCCAGGCCAACGCCACCGUCCACACCGCCACCCAGCUGGCCGGCAACAUCACCCUGAAGGAGGGAGAGCUCAAGUUCAACAUCGAGGCCCCCAAGGACAUCGUCCCCAUCUUCAACAUGAGCUACCAGCAGUUCCUGGUCCGUCCCGACGCUAUUGAGUACAUCCGUCCCGUGGAGCAGGACCGCGCCGUCCUGGUCAACUGCACCCCGUCCGUGCUGGGCCAGAAGGUGUGCCUGUCCCUGUCCUACUCGAACGCCAGCUACGUGCCCCUGGCUCCCUACUUCCCCAUGACCGGAGACUGCAGCUUCAACAUCACUCUGGUGCCCACCGAUGAGAUCCAGGCUUUCUCUGCCGCCAUUAAGUACGACCAGGAGCGCGAGCCGAUCCGCCGUCUGCGCCUGCCCAAGGAGAAGCGCGACCCCAGGAACUACAUCGUCACCGAUCUCUUCCGCAUGGAGGUCGCCGCCCCAGGCAAGUCCGCGAAGCGCAACAUCACGUCGCUGCUGCAGGUGUUCCGUAACCAGACCCUGAUGCAGUGGAACCUCACCAUCCCUGACAUCUACAACUUCACAGCCUACCUCGGCUUCCAGAACGAGACCGUUCCACAGGUGUACAACGGCUACGCCGUCAGCCUGAACCUGACCUACCGCGAGCACAAGAACGCCAGCUUCGUCAUGCGCUACCGCAACGACACCAACCAGCACACUACUCAGACCACCUUCAACAUCCCGGAGCUGUGGUUCCACGUGUCCAACAACAUGUCCCUGUUCUGGAACCCCUGGACCAGCCUGACCCAGUUCGACGCCCGCUCCAACAGCUCCGUGCGCCUGUGGACCGCCCGCGCCGACCACAACAUGACCCUCGUCAACGCCGAGGACAUCUUCCGCUCUGGCUUCAACUCCUCUGCUGAGAUCGACCUCACUCCUCUCAGGACCAUCGUGCCCCAGAUCAUCAAGAACAUCACCCGCCAGCUGCCCAGGCAGGUUCAGCAGAUCCGUGCCGUCCGUGACGUGCCCUACCUGAACGAGACCCUUCUGCUCGCCAACCAGACCGUCAGCCUCUUCAACCAGACCAUCUGGAACACCACCUACAUGCUCAUGAACAUGUCCCGCCCAUACGUCCAGGUUGCCCUGCCCAUGGUGCAGCGUGUGUACCCCACCGUUCUGAACACCACCGUGCCCUACACCAACUGGACCGUGGCUAACAUCACCGAGUUCAUCACUAACGCCACCGGCCAGGUCAACAUCACUGAGGUCUACCAGAACUUCACCCAGCUGGCCAUCGAGCUGUCCCAGAACGUCACCAAGUACGCCUACCAGUACUACAACCAGAGCGCGCUGUACGGCCAGGACUACCUGCAGCAGUACUACGUGCGUCUGCCCCAGCUGCUGACCAGGCACCGCACCAACGUGUCCGGCGAGGUCCAGUACCUGAAGAGCCAGGGCGUCCUCCUGGAGGUCCGCAUCCCCACCGUGCGUAACGUCACCGACCUCAUGCUUAACUACACCAGCCUGCUCACCAACUACACCGCCGAGUUCAUCGCCAACUACACCCCCGUGGUUCUGCCCAACAUCACUCUGCCCAACAUCACUUUCCCCAACAUCACCCUGCCCCAGAUCCCCGGCUACUUCAACACCCCCAACUUCACCGUCCCCUACCUGCAGUGGUACGUCCCCAAGAUCAACGUCACCGUUCCCACCUUGAACGUGACCCUGUACACGGAGAUGGCCAUGAACGUGACCAACAAGACCCUGCAGUACGGCAUCCAGUACGUCACUCCCUACGUGGAGAGCUACAUCCCCAGCCAGUUCAUCGCUAACUGUUAUGCUGCCCUGACCCCCAUGGAGGUGAUCCGCAUCCCCGCCUUUGGUGAGCUGCGUGGUCUGUUCAACCUGAGCAUGCCUCUGUACAACACCAGCACCGUGCUUAGCCUCAGGAACGAGACCGGCAUGAUCGCUGAGGUCAAGUCUGUGGCCAACAGCACCUUCGACUUCUACAACUACACUCUCCAGGCCACCGGCAACACCUCCCUGUGUCUGAUGACCCGCCGUCUGAACGUGUCCAGCACCUUCAACUUCACCCACCCUCUGGUGCGCUGCAAUGCCACCCACAACAGCAGUGUGGCGCUGUGGGAUCGUCUGAACGUCACCACCCGCACCUUUGCCGAGCUGAACACCACCUUCCCGCAGACCCGCAUGAACCUCACCCACGCCGGUAACUACAGCUUCUGGCUGACCAGCAUGAACAUCACCAACAACUUCACCGCCGCCGCCAACCUGAGCAGCCUGGCCAUCGCGCGCGUUCAGCACAACUGCACCUACUUCGCUGACCUCACCAGCAUCAACGCUACUACCAACUUCACCUUCAAGGCCCAGGUUGAGAACAUCACCAAGACCAGGUUCUACCACUACGCUAACGUGUCGUCCUGCCUGUACACCGGGCUGAACGCCACCCACAACCUGACCGCCUUCCUGAACGUGAGCCGCCUGGUGCAGGCCCGCGUCAGCCACGCCGUGAACUUCAGCGGAGACUACCUCAGCAGCAACCUGACCCACAACCUCACCAUGGCCGGGAACGCUUCCCUGUGGUCCUACCCGAUCGCUCAGGCUGAGCUCAGGCACACCCUGAACACCUCCACCAACUGGACCAACGCUAACACCACCUCCAACUUCCGCGGCUUCGUCAACGUCAGCAUGGGCGCUCACGCCAGGAUUGAGAACAACAUGACUGUCCGUGCCUGUCUGCGCACAUUCAACUACACCACCGACACGGCCGUGUACUGCAACUCCAGCUACCCGGAGAUGCACCUGAACCUGACCCACAACUUCACCCACAACGUGGACCACUGGCAGUCCUGGAACACCACCAUGAACACCACUGCCUUCUUCAGGCUGAACGAGACCCGUGUGCCCCUGAUCUGGGUGAACGUGACCGUGCCCGCUCUGUACGCCAACCUGACUCACAACAUCACGGCCAACCUGACCCGCCAGAGCCAGAACAUCACCAUGAACAUAACCGCUCAGGCUCAGCAGCUCAGGCUCACCCACAACUCCAGCCUCUGCAACACCGACCUCAGCAGCUGGGUCAUCCACAACACCUCCGUGGUCGCCAACCUCACCUGGAUCAACGUCACCGUGCCAUUCUACAACACCAGCGUGUGGGAGCUGAUCGGUCUGCAGAACGUGUCCUCCCCCCGCCAGCUGCAGUAUCUGAACAUCAGCGGCGUCGCCAACUACACCAAGAGCCAGGAGAACUACACCCUGCCCAUCCCCCUGCUGGCCAACCUCAGCACACCCAACAUCACCAUCCCCGUGGGGCUCCGCACUCCCGCCUUCAACAUCUGCAUCCCCUUCACAGGCUACAACAUCACCGUGCCGUCUAUUCAGGUGAUCCCUGAGUACAUCUACGUGCCGUACCUGCUGAACGUGACCAUGCCCAGGAGCAUCCCGGCCUUCACCGUGCCCAUGAACAUCUCCAUCCCCAGCCCAGGCAACCUGACCUACAGCCUGAACGCCAGCUCUCCCAUCCUGAACAUGACCUACGGGUUCAACUGCACCCAUGCCAGGCCCCAGUACAACCGCACUGUGCUCGGCUUCAGCGCACUCGGACAGGCCAACUCCACCAUCGAGUACUUCAACUACACCUAUGCCCAGCGCACCAACACCUCCCUGGAGUGGAACCUGACCCGCCCGUGGGAGUCCAAGAUCAACGCCACGUUCUUCACGAACCUGACGCACCCCAUGUACUACUGGCGUCAGAACUCCAGCAUCCAGGCCGCCUUCCUGUCAGUCAACAUCACCUCCAACACAAGCGCCGGCAUCGAGAUCGAGCCAUACCCCAACUGGUACCUGCCCCUGCGCCUGGUGAACAUCUCCACCCCAGUCAUCAAGACCAACAUGACUCACAACGCCAGCCUCACCUUCUACCAGCCGCUGCGUCUGGCCCUGCCCACAGUCAACGUGAGCUCCAACCAGAGCGUGUUCCUGCGCGUGCCGCCCAUGAACUUCACCAUGCCCUACAUCAACGUCACCACGCCCAAGUUCUACGUCAAGCACAACUCCAGCUUCGUGGCCAACUGCCAGAACAUCAACGUCACCAGCAACCAGACUCUGCUGUUCAAGGUGCGCCCCAGCAACCUGUCCCUGCCGUUCCUGAACGUGAGCAGCCCGGACAUCUGCGCCUUCCACAACUCCAGCGUGUCCCUGAAGGUCCCCAUCCUUCGCCUGGCCACCCCCAGCCUCAACGUCACCGUCAACCAGACCGUGUACGGCCGUCUGCCUCGCGCCAACAUCUCCAUGCCCUUCCUCAACAUCACCACCGUGGAGAUUGAGGCCGAGCACAACUCCCUGGUGAACGUGUCCACCCCUGAGUGCUGCCUCCUGGGCUUCUACGAUCUGGCCUACCUGAACAAGUUCAUCAGGCCGACAGUGAACAUCACCGCUAACCAGACCUUUACCGCCAUCAUGCCUUCCUGCAACGCCUCCAUGCCCUACAUGAACAUCAGCACCCCGUCCUUCGAGGUCCGCCACAACUCCACCGUGCUGGUGAACGAGUGGUCCGUCAACGUCACCUCCAACAGCAGCGCCCUCGUGCGGGUGCCCAGGAACAACAUCACCUUCCCCGUGCUGCAGUUCAACAUCAGCACCCCCGAGAUGCUGGCUAACGUGACCCACAACGCCACGGCCUUCGUCAGCCUGAUGAACACCACCCUGUUCUGGAACCUUACCGCCCAGGCCGACCGUGUCCAGCUCAACCACACCGCCCGCCUGGAGAGCUGCUUCUGCACCUCCGUCAAGAUCAGCACAAACACCAGCGCAAGGUGCGAGAUCCCGUCCAUCAACAUCACUGUUCCCUACACCGGCUUCAACUUCUCCACUCCCGCCUUCCUCACCAACAUGACGCACAACGUCAGCGCCGACAUCGCCUGGGAAAGGCAGAACGUCACCUGGAACGUCACCGCCAACGUCAACUCCACCUGCUUCGCCCAGAACGUCAGCAUCGUCAACGACUGGCAGCGUAUCGAGGCCGUCCACAACACCUCCGUCGGCGCCAACCUGACUUUCCUGGACUUCCGCAUCCCCUACGUCAACGUGUCCAUCUGGAACAUCACCGGGAUGAACAGGACCACCUCCUACCGCCAGCUGCAGUACCUCAACAUCUCCGGUGUGUGGCGCUACGACUUCGGCAAGAUCACCUGGAUGAAGAUCGAGAUCCCCAAGAUCAGGACCCCCAAGAUCCAGAUCCCCGAUCUGGAGAAGAUCCAGCUGCCCCAGAUCCCCGACUUCACCCCCCUGCUGAGCUACAUGAACGUCACCACUCCUGAGAUCACCAUCCCCUUCAUCAACUACACCGUGCCCGCCAUCCGCCUGGGCAUGAACACGUCCAUCCCCGUGUUCCGCAUCCCUCUCAUCAACUACACCACCCCCUCCAUCAACGUCAGCCUGACCACCCUCAACAUCUCCGAGUGGACCAUCCCCUGCACCAACCUGACCGUCCCCGAGAUGAGGCUGACUCUGCCCCUGGAGCUGCUCCCCAACAUCACCCUGCCCAGGAUCCCCACCAUGGAGGAGGUCCAGCAGUACCUGCCCUUCCAGAUCCCCAAGAUGCCCAAGGUGAUCCCCUCCUACAAGCUGAACCUGCCCAGGAAGGUCCACCUGCCCAUCCCCGCCAUGGGUAACUUCAGUGUGUCCGGACAGCUCAGGUCUCCCGUCUACAACACCUCCGCCGGCGUGGAGCUCAGGAACGAGACCUCCAUCAUUGGAAGGUUCAACUACACCGUCAACAGCACCCUGGAGUUCCUCAACUUCACCACCAAGGCCGAGGCCAACCUGACCGUCCCCUACUACAACGAGGUGAUCACCGGUCUGUCCUUCAACUACAGCCACCAGUGGGGUGCGCUGCAACGUCACGCACAACGCCUCCAUCGCCGUCGGCUGGGAGAAGCAGAACGUCACCUUCAACCACACCUUCUGGUGCGAGACGCCCGUGCAGAAGCUGCACCUGGCCCAGAACCUGACCGUGCGCAACAACAGGACUCACUUCGAGAUCUAUGCUAACGAGACCGCUGCCACCAACGCCACCCUGCUGCAGUACAUCAGUCUGUACAACAUCUCUCUGUGGGACGUCCUGCGUCUGAACGAGACCUCCUCCCCCCAGCAGCUGCAGCGCGUCAACGUCACCACCUACUUCUGCUACAGCAAGUCUAACGAGACCUGGGAGUUCCCUAUCUUCAAGCUGGAUACCCCCACCACCAAGCUCGGCGACUUCAAGCUGAACACCACCUGGCUGUACACCCUGGCUAACGCCACCCGCGUGUACACCAACAUCAGCCUGCCCUUCCUCGGCAACGUGAGCGAGAUCGCCAACAACGUCACCUACUUCCUCAACUCCACCGACCAGAUGCUGAACGCCACCGACUACCUGCGCAACGCCACCUACCUGGUGCUCAACUACACCCUGCCCGUCGUCAG